Messenger RNA from Cygnus atratus (black swan), 1544 nucleotides. It is a transcript of the gene TPK1, whose product is annotated as thiamin pyrophosphokinase 1. Gene Ontology annotation, biological process: thiamine metabolic process; thiamine diphosphate biosynthetic process. The record is from RefSeq and is a predicted model, not a curated record. Gene Ontology annotation, molecular function: thiamine binding; thiamine diphosphokinase activity; ATP binding. Bases 430 to 1185 code for a protein of 251 amino acids. Lineage: Eukaryota; Metazoa; Chordata; Aves; Anseriformes; Anatidae. The transcript is spliced from 12 exons.
GGAGGGGGCGCCAUGGAGUGUGUGUUCACGCCGCUGGACUGCCUCCUGCCCGCCGGAAACCUGAAGUUUUGCCUUCUGAUUCUGAACCAGCCUUUCAACAAAGGUCAUUUUCAUUGUCUGUGGAGCAAAGGUGACCUUCCUUCGUGACUGUUGGAAGAUCUGGCAUAAAGAAAGUACCUAGGAAGAAUUUUAUUUCCAUUUUAGAUUUAUUCUGUGUGGCAAGAUUUUGGGGAUCAAGAUAGUCGUGAUGCAGAACUCUUCUCCUCCUGAAAGCUGUGCUGGCUGAAAAAGCUACAACCCCCACCUGCAAGUCAUGGCAUCUUCCCUGGAGGCAAUGGUUCUCCUGACCCAUCAGAGCUCAGUGAGUUACCUGGACAACCAUUCCUUCAUCUGGUUUAGUUCACAGAGCUGCACUCAGAGCUUGUGCUGAUGGAGGUGCUAAUCGUCUAUAUCACAUCACAGAAGGAAGCCAGGACAGUGACACCUGAGAUGUCUUUCUGCUGCUCUGGCAGUGUGAAGAAUCUUUUAGAAUCAGAAGAAAUUAUAAUAACAUUCUCGGAAAAGGACAGCUUGCAAUUUGGGACUCUUAUAGGGGUUUCUUCCUUUGGAGCUUCUUGCCUGAUUACAUCAGUGGUGAUUUUGAUUCCAUUCAGCCUGAAGUCAAGGAGUACUACAAGGCCAAGCCUUUGUUUUGCAUCAUUGGCUUGUCAAGGGUGUGAGUUAAUUGAGACCAUGGAUCAAGAUUUCACAGACUUCACCAAGUGCCUUCAGAUCCUCCAGAAAAAGAUAGCGGAGAAGGACCUGCAGAUCGAUAUGAUUGUGACUUUGGGUGGACUUGGAGGACGCUUUGACCAAAUUAUGGCAUCAGUGGAAACACUUUUUCAUGCAACAAAUAUCACUCCUUUUCCAGUGAUAGUUAUCCAGGAGUGCUCGCUGAUUUACCUACUUCAGCCUGGCAAGCACGAGCUGCAAGUGGACACGGGACUGGAAGGCGCCUGGUGCGGCCUCAUCCCCAUCGGGAACCCCUGCGACAGCGUCACCACCACCGGCCUCAGGUGGAACCUCACUAACCAGGUGCUGAAGUUUGGAACGCUCGUCAGUACUUCCAAUACCUAUGACAACUCUGGGAUUGUGACCAUCGAGACAGACAAGCCUUUGCUGUGGACAAUGGCUAUCAAAACAUAAGAUGAACUACAGCUGCCUUUUCUCAUCCAACUCACAUUUCUGCAAAAUUUCAAAUUUCUCUGAAUCAAGACAAUAAAACUGUUCCUAAAGGAAUAAGCAAACACUGACUUUAUGUACUGAAUGGAAAGCAGGCCUGAAAUAAAAGUCACUUACGACCAAAUCAAGAUGAGUAACAACUGAGUACUUCAUUCCAGUACCUCACUACUUGAUCAGAAGACAUGCUGCCACUGCAUAUGAUUGCAAACAGAAGUGGAUGCAAAGAACUGCUAAUUUGCUAGUUUGGAUAUUUUUACAAUGUAUUUUAUCCCAAUAUUAAACUAUUUUCCCCCUAUUACCAAAAUAAAAUAUGGUAAACAUUU